Messenger RNA from Malassezia globosa CBS 7966, 477 nucleotides. RefSeq lists its product as uncharacterized. Bases 1 to 477 code for a protein of 158 amino acids. Gene Ontology annotation, biological process: translation. Gene Ontology annotation, cellular component: ribosome; mitochondrion. NCBI's taxonomy places the organism in Eukaryota, Fungi, Basidiomycota, Malasseziomycetes, Malasseziales, Malasseziaceae. Gene Ontology annotation, molecular function: structural constituent of ribosome. The record is from RefSeq and is a predicted model, not a curated record. The transcript is spliced from 3 exons.
AUGGGCGCUACAACACUUACGGGCAUUGUGACCAAGGCGGGUUUCAUGGCGAAAACGGUCACCAUGACCGUGGCGAAGGUCAAGACACAUCCUAAGCUUCACAAGACAUACGUGCGUCAUAACAAGUAUCUCGUGCAUGACCCCGAGUCCUCACUUUCAAUUGGUGAACUCAUUCGCGCUCAGGCAUGCCGUCCACUUUCUGCUCGCAAGCGUUUCGUUGUGACAGAACGCCUUGGCUUCCAGCAUGGCGCAUCGACUGAUGCUACUACGCAAGCCGAUGCUGAGCGCCUUCGCCGUGAAAGGACAGAGGCUUCUAUGCCAGCUGCACAACGCGAAUGGCUCGAUAUUGAGCAGCGUGUGCGCGAUGAAUCCCUUCUCAUUGAAGAUACCAAAGCCUUGCUUAAGAAAUAUCCGACCUUUUACAAAAAUGAACAUUGGCUUGCAACGUGCAAUGUCGCCUGCGUUUUCAUUCCAUAA